AUGGCGUUCUCAAAUCGCCGACAACUAUCCAGCUCACCAAUGCUUUCAUUGGUCGUCCUUCCCUUCCUCGUCUUUCUUCUCAGCUUUGCUGGGCCAGCUUCUGCCGCCGGAUCGGCCGUGCUUGGAAUUGACAUCGGCACAGAAUACUUCAAGGCCGCGCUAGUGAAACCUGGUAUUCCACUCGAGAUUGUCCUCACCAAAGAUUCGAAGCGCAAAGAGUCCUCUGCGAUCGCAUUUAAGCCUACCCGAGAGAGCGAUGCACCAUUCCCCGAGCGAUUCUAUGGCGGUGAUGCGCUUGCUUUGACCGCUCGCUACCCGGACGAUAUUUACAUCAACCUGAAAACACUUUUGGGUCUGCAGUUCAACGAUGGCGCAGAUGAUAUUGUCAAGAGCUACUGGAACCGGUUCCCCGCUCUGAAGUUGGAGGCUGCCCCCGAUGGUCGUGGAUCUGUUGCUCUCCGCAGCAACCGACUGGGAGAAGAGCAGAAGAAGGAGGCCUUCCUGGUCGAGGAGAUUUUGGCCAUGCAGUUGAAGCAGAUCAAGGCGAAUGCUGAUACAUUGGCUGGCAAAGGAUCCGAUGUCCGCGAUGUGGUCAUUACCUACCCUACGUUCUACACUGCGGAGGAAAAGCGCAGUCUAGAGUUGGCGGCUGAAUUGGCGGGUCUGAAGAUCCAAGCUCUUGUCAGUGACGGACUUGCUGUUGGGUUGAACUACGCCACUAGCCGUACAUUCCCUAGCGUUUCCGAUGGCGAGAAGCCCGAAUACCACAUUGUGUACGAUAUGGGUGCUGGAUCCACCACCGCCAGCGUGUUGCGGUUCCAGAGCCGCAAAGUUAAGGACAUUGGCAAGUUCAACAAGACUAUUCAGGAAGUUCAUGUUGUUGGAUCUGGCUGGGACAAGUCACUUGGAGGCGACUCCCUAAACGAUCUCAUUGUCAACGACAUGGUCACCAAAUUGGCCGAGGAAAAGAAGCUGAAGGACAAGGUUACCAUCGCUGAGAUCAAGGCGCACGGAAAGACCAUGGCAAGACUUUGGAAGGAUGCUGAGAAGCUCCGACAGGUUCUGAGCGCCAACACCGAGACUUCGACCAGCUUUGAGGGCCUCUAUGACGAGAAUGUCAACUUCAAGUACAAGCUCAGCCGGGCCAACUUCGAGAAGAUGGCAGCCGACUAUGUUGCCCGCAUCGGAACGCCCGUCGAGCAGGCUUUGGCAGCUGCCGGCCUCCAAUUGAACGACGUCGACUCUGUUAUCCUGCACGGUGGAGCUAUCCGUACUCCGUUUGUCCAGAAGCAAUUGGAGAACUUCGCUGGCUCUUCUAAGAAGAUCCGAACCAAUGUCAACGCCGAUGAGGCGGCUGUCUUUGGUGCGGCGUUCAAGGGUGCUGCUCUGAGCCCCAGCUUCCGUGUCAAGGAUAUUCGCACCGGUGAUGCUGCUUCAUACCCUAUCUCUUUGAAGUGGAACUCGGAUGGCAAGCAAAGAAACCAGAAGCUCUUCACUGCUACCUCCCAAGUCGGCCCCGAGAAGCAGGUCACUGUGAAGAACCUGGAAGACUUCGAAUUCAGCUUCGCUCAGCUUGUUGCUCAGGAUGAAGAGCAGCCCAUUCUCAGUGUCCAGACCCAAAAUCUCACCGCAUCUGUUGCCAAGCUCAAGGAUUCCUUUGGCUGUACCACUGCAAAUAUUACCACCAAGUUCACGAUCCGCCUUAGCCCUGUGGACGGCCUUCCUGAGGUUAUUGCUGGUACCGUCAGCUGCGAAGUUGAAUCUGAGAAGAAGGGAAUUGUGGAAGAUGUCAAGGGAUUCUUCGGACUUGGCAAGAAGGACGAGCAAGAGGCCCUUGGCGAAGAUGGCGAGCCCCGUGAAUCGAUCACCCUCGAGCCCGAGACCGAGGCCUCGCCUACAUCCUCCGCCAGCUCUAAGAGUACCACCACAUCUACCAAGGACGCGAAGCCCACCCCUCAGACCAAGCUGGAGGUCAUUCCAAUUAGCUUGAAGUCGGUGGCGCUUGGAACCCCUGCCCCGUCGGCCGAAGAGCUUGUCCGCAUCAACACCCGUCUCGCCGCCUUUGAUACCUCGGAUCGUGACCGCAUUCUGCGCGAGGAGGCUCUCAAUGAAUUGGAGUCAUUUAUCUACCGCAGCCGCGACCUCGUUGACAACGAGGAGUUCAUCAAGGCUGUCAAGGCUGAUCAACUGACUCUCCUCUCCGAGCGAGCUUCCAAGGCCAGCGACUGGCUCUACGAGGAGAGCGAUAACGCCAAGACUGCCGAUUUCCAGUCAAAGCUCAAGGACCUGAAGGCCAUUGUCAACCCCGCCCUGAAGCGCAUGAAGGAGAGCUCUACUCGUCCUGCCCGCGUUCAGCUGCUCAAGGACAUGCUCAAGAAUGCCGAGUCCAUGAAGGAAUUGAUCAAAAACCAGAUCGAAAACGAUGAGCAACUCUACUCAUCCUCUAUUUCUGCCUCCGCCACCUCUACCGAGACCGAGGCCCCAACCCCUACCCCAGCUUCCGACGAAGGUCUCGAUGAUCUCGAAGAAGACGCCUACUCCGGCUCCUCUUCCACAACCUCCACCAAGAGUGCCGCCCCAGCCAAACCCACAGGCCCCAAGUACACCCUUUUCACGCCCGCCGAUCUGACUGCCAUCACGCAAGCGUUCGAGUCCACCGGCCCCUGGCUGGAAACCCAACUCAGUCUGCAAGAGAAGCUGACUGAGUCGGAUGAGCCCGCGCUUACCGUCUUGGAAGUCGACUCCCGGCUGCGCGACUUUGAGCGCAUCCUCAACCGCAUGUAUGAACGGAUGACAAAUGCCGCUGGACAGAAGAAGAGCAACAGCAACAGCAACAGCAAAAAGAGCUCCAAGGAUAAGAAGCCCGAUGAGAAGAAGAAGGGCAAGGAGCAGAAGAAGGAGAAGGAGGACCUUCCCAAAGACGAGUUGUAA
Molecule: messenger RNA, 2931 nt
Organism: Penicillium soppii
Lineage: Eukaryota; Fungi; Ascomycota; Eurotiomycetes; Eurotiales; Aspergillaceae
Product: Hsp70 family protein
Exons: 1
Coding region: 1-2931 (976 amino acids)
Biological process (GO): endoplasmic reticulum unfolded protein response; negative regulation of hypoxia-induced intrinsic apoptotic signaling pathway; cellular response to hypoxia
Cellular component (GO): endoplasmic reticulum chaperone complex
Molecular function (GO): ATP-dependent protein folding chaperone; ATP binding
Source: RefSeq, a predicted model, not a curated record